UGUUGCAGAUGUACGUAUUUGUUCUGAUAGAAUUUCAGAAUAAAACAACUUUAAUUAGCAGACGCUUUUGAUUCAAAGAAGACUGGAAAGAAAAAAUGUUUUUAUUGUCGACUUACUGUCGUGUGGCUUGGGUUUGCAUGAUUAUUUGUGCUGUUCGUGGAGAUUUGAGCUACACAUUCCCGGAGGAAACGAAGCAGCAAUAUGUGAUCGGAAAUAUAGCAAAGGAUCUCGGACUUGAUGUGAAACGAUUAUCUGGUCGUAAAGCUCGAAUAGAGACGGAAGGCAGCGCUAAACGGUACUGCGACAUUAAUCUGAGUAGUGGGAAUCUGGUCGUUUCGGAAACAAUAGAUCGAGAGAAGCUUUGUGGCUCGAAAAUGUCUUGUAUUCUUAAUUACGAGCUUGUGUUGGAAAAUCCUCUUGAUGUGCAUCGCAUUUCACUGCAGAUUCAGGAUAUAAACGACAACGCGCCGAGAUUUCCUAAUGAACAGAUUACCUUUAAUAUGAUGGAAUCAAUUGUUAAAGGAGAACGUUUUCCUUUGGAUGAAGCUCACGACUCUGAUAUAGGCCAAAACACGGUUCAAGGAUAUUCGCUGGAAAGAAAUAAUCAUUUUGUUUUAUCGGUUAAAGAAAACGCGGAGGGAGGAAAAUACGCUGAACUGGUUUUGGACAAAGAGCUGGAUCGUGAACAGACGAAGGAAAUAGAUUUAAUAUUUACUGCUACUGAUGGAGGCUCACCACAGAGGUCUGGUACUGCAGUUAUCCACAUCAAUGUGCUUGAUGCUAAUGACAAUACACCGGUUUUUAGUCAGUCUGUGUAUAAGGUUACUCUCGCUGAAAACGCAGCGUUGGGUGCAGAAGUAGUUACAGUGAGCGCUACAGACGCUGAUGAGGGCGUGAACGGGGAAGUCAGUUAUGAAUUUAGUCGAAUCUCUGAUACAGCUUCAAAAUUAUUUUCUAUUGAUAAAAUAACUGGUAAAGUUACAGUAUACGGAAAUAUUGAUUAUGAAGAGGAAACGUCAUAUGAAAUGAGAGUCCAGGCAAAAGAUGGUUCUGGCUUAGCAUCCACUGCCAAAAUGAUUAUAGACAUCACUGAUGUAAAUGACAAUGCUCCAAGAAUUAUUCUUAAAUCACUGAAUGAUCCAAUACCUGAGAAUUCAGUGACAGGAACUGAAGUAGCCAUAAUAAAUAUUCAAGAUAAUGAUUCAGGAGAUAAUCGAAAAGUCAGAUGCUCCAUUCAAGAAAAUGUUCCUUUCAGAUUAAACCCAUCCAUUAAAAACUACUUUUCUUUGCUAACCACGAGCUUGUUAGACAGAGAGAAAGAACCAGAUUAUAAUAUAACAAUCACUGCUACUGAUGGAGGAUCUCCACCUUUAUCCACAUCUAUAACCAUUCAUUUAACUGUAUCUGAUGUGAACGACAAUCCUCCUGUAUUUGAACAGCAAUCCUACACUGCAUAUGUAAUGGAAAAUAACAAACCAGGAACCUCUAUUAGUUCUGUUAAAGCAAGAGACCCAGACUGGAGGCAGAACGGUACAGUACUGUAUUCUCUGGUGUCCAGUGAGAUAAACGCUCUUCCAGUGACUUCCUUUUUAUCCAUUAACUCAGACACAGGAGUGAUCCAGGCUGUGAGGUCAUUUGACUAUGAAAAGUUCAGAAACUUUAAAGUCCAGGUUGUAGCCAGAGACAACGGUUCUCCUCCACUCAGCAGCAACGUGACUGUGAGUGUGUUCAUAUCAGAUGAGAAUGAUAACUCUCCACAGAUAUUAUACCCUGCUCCAGAGGGAAAGUCUUUAAUGACUGAGAUGGUCCCUAAAGCUGCUCUCUCUGGCUCUCUGGUCUCCAAAGUGAUCGCUGUGGAUGCUGACUCUGGACAGAACGCGUGGCUGUCGUAUCAGAUAGUCAAAUCUACCGAUCCGGGACUUUUCACUAUCGGUCUCCAUAAUGGAGAGAUCAGGGCUCAGAGGGACAUUACCGAAUCUGACAGCAUGAAACAGAACCUUGUAAUCUCUGUGAAAGAUAAUGGACAGCCGCCUCUCUCUGCUACCUGUUCUGUAUAUUUACUUAUUUCUGAUAAUCUUGCUGAAGUUCCUGAACUUAAAGACAUGACUUAUGAGGAGAACAAUUCCAAACUGACUUUUUAUCUGAUCAUCGCACUAGUUUCCGUGUCCACCUUCUUUCUGACUUUCAUUAUUCUGAUCCUGGCUGUGAGGUUUUGCCACAGGAGAAAGCCCAGACUGUUGUUUGAUGGAGCGGUCGCCAUUCCCAGCGCGUAUCUCCCUCCUAACUAUGCAGAGGUGGAGGGAGCUGGAACUCUCCGCAGUUCUUACAAUUAUGACACGUAUCUAACGACAGGAUCACGUACCAGUGACUUCAAGUUCAUCACGUCUUACAAUGACAGCACUCUUGCUGCUGGUGGAACUCUGAAGAAGAGCCCAGAUGUUGCAAAUACAAACAACCUUUUUGAUGUUGAAGAACUAGUUGAGGUAAGAUGA
This is a messenger RNA of Tachysurus vachellii, 2492 nucleotides long. RefSeq names its product protocadherin gamma-A12-like. The record is from RefSeq and is a predicted model, not a curated record. The transcript has a single exon. Gene Ontology annotation, molecular function: calcium ion binding. Bases 96 to 2492 code for a protein of 798 amino acids. Gene Ontology annotation, biological process: homophilic cell-cell adhesion. Lineage: Eukaryota; Metazoa; Chordata; Actinopteri; Siluriformes; Bagridae. Gene Ontology annotation, cellular component: plasma membrane.